AUGCCGCGGUCCUUCCUGGUGAAGAAACAGUACAGCGCCAAGAGAGCAAACUCUGGGAGCCUGAAGUCACAGACUGGAGAGGCCCCCUGCAGCACCCACGAAGACUCUCAGCUGCACAAUGACACCCCCCCUCACCAUCAUCGUCCAGCCCCGAGCCCAUGGCUACAGCAGAGAGCCCAGUCUCUCUCCUCCUGUCCUCUUUCUCUCAGAGCAGAUCGACUGUCUCUUCCAUCUUCUCCUAACACCUCCCCACUCUCCUUUUUGGGCCACUCUUCAGAGGCUUACAGCAGAAGCACUGCAGAUGCCUUCAAACCAGCUGAAUCCUGUACCAAAGGGAACCUGGAGCUCCAGUGUGUCACAGGAGACCACAGGAGGAGAGAGAGCGUCGUCCCUUCAUCCCUGCCUCUCCUGGCCCUCUUUCCAAUCAUUCCUCCCGGCAGCAGCAGCCAUGAGUGCUGUGAGUGUUUGGACUGUCAUAAAGAGUUCUUAACCUUCUCGAGCCUGACCAAACACAAGCGGCUCCAGUGUGAGUGGAGCGGUAAGAAGUACUUCAGCUGUAAGUACUGUGAGAAGGAGUACGUCAGCCUCGGAGCUCUCAAGAUGCACAUCAGGACACACACACUGCCCUGUGUGUGUAAACUCUGUGGCAAGGCCUUCUCCAGACCCUGGCUGCUUCAGGGACAUAUACGAACACACACAGGAGAGAAACCAUUCUCAUGCUUCCACUGCAGCAGAGCUUUUGCUGACCGAUCCAACCUGCGAGCUCACCUCCAAACCCACUCUGAAGUGAAAAAGUACCAGUGUUCAAGCUGCUUCAAGACCUUCUCCAGGAUCUCACUGUUAGCUAAGCACCAAGAGGCUGGCUGCCCGCUGUCCUGACAGCCUGUUAACGUCAACCUGCUCACAAAUACUCUUCUGUAGAGCUUCACUGGUCCACAU
This is a messenger RNA of Anarrhichthys ocellatus (wolf-eel), 939 nucleotides long. RefSeq names its product protein snail homolog Sna-like. Gene Ontology annotation, molecular function: RNA polymerase II cis-regulatory region sequence-specific DNA binding; DNA-binding transcription factor activity, RNA polymerase II-specific. The record is from RefSeq and is a predicted model, not a curated record. The transcript has 3 exons. Bases 1 to 879 code for a protein of 292 amino acids. NCBI's taxonomy places the organism in Eukaryota, Metazoa, Chordata, Actinopteri, Perciformes, Anarhichadidae. Gene Ontology annotation, biological process: regulation of DNA-templated transcription.